Cuculus canorus (common cuckoo) is the source of this 2394-nucleotide messenger RNA. It is a transcript of the gene SDC2, whose product is annotated as syndecan 2. The transcript has 5 exons. Gene Ontology annotation, biological process: cell migration; dendrite morphogenesis. The record is from RefSeq and is a predicted model, not a curated record. NCBI's taxonomy places the organism in Eukaryota, Metazoa, Chordata, Aves, Cuculiformes, Cuculidae. The coding region runs from base 230 to 835 and encodes 201 amino acids. Gene Ontology annotation, cellular component: cell surface; membrane.
GGAGCUGCCAAUCUGUGUUGUAAUCCUGCAGGAAUUUCUGCGGGGUUUAACUGGGAGCCGCGCCGCCGCCGCCGCGCACUCGGGGCGGAGGGAAGGGCGGCGGAGCCGGCAGCGCGCAGCACCGCGCAGCGCAGCGCGCAGAGGAGCGCAAGGACCGCGCGGGCCGGAGGGCGCCCGCCGCCCUGCCCCGGGCGCCGCUUUCUCCUUUGUGCCCGGCACCGCGGGAAUAAUGCGGGGCGUGUGGUUAGCGCUCACCGUCAGCUUCGUGGCCUGCGCCUCCGGGCAGCCGAGAGCAGAUUUGACCUCUGAUAAAGAUUUAUACCUUGACAACAGCUCUGUUGAAGAAGCAUCAGGCGUCUAUCCAAUUGAUGAUGAUGAUUAUUCUUCUGGGUCAGGUUCAGGUGCUGAAGAAGAUGAAGAUAGUGCAGUGAUAACAACAUCUAGAACAUUCCCAAAGUUACCAACAACUAGUGAUGCAUCUAGGGCUGAGACCACCACGGUGAAAAUGCAGACCAAGGUGCCUGCACAAACAAAGUCACCAGAAGAAAUCGAUAAAGAGGAAAGGCCUGAGGUGGAUGCCAAGAAAAAAGGUGACGAGCCAGGGGACGACACUGAUGUGUUCACCGAGAAGCAUUCAGAAAACCUCUUCCAGAGAACAGAAGUUCUGGCAGCUGUUAUUGCUGGCGGAGUUAUUGGUUUUCUUUUCGCAAUCUUCCUUAUCCUGCUGCUGGUAUAUCGCAUGAGAAAGAAGGAUGAAGGCAGUUACGACCUUGGUGAACGUAAACCAUCCUGUGCUGCCUAUCAAAAGGCACCUACUAAGGAAUUUUAUGCAUAAAAUUCCCAUUUAGUGUCUCUAUUUAUGAGAUCACUGAACUUUUUUAAAUAAAGCUUUUGCAUAGAAUAAUGAAGAUUUUUUUUUUCCAUUAAAGAGCCAUUAUGGCACCUUUAUGAUAAAAACCCAUUGUAUUUAAAACUUUUCUUGUAUUCCUAUAAAAAUGUAAAAUUAAAACUUAACAUUUGCAGUGUUCUGUGAAUAACAGUGGCAAAGCAUUAUUUUAUAAAACCAUUGCUGUUCACUGAAUCAUUUUUAAAACUUUAUGCAUAAAUAUAAAAUAAUGAAAAUGAUUGUUUUAUCCUAUGGUUCAAUGAAAGUUGUUUAAUUUUUGUCAGCAUGUCUCAGAUUGAUCUUACAAGUUAGUUUUUAUUUCAUUAAUUUAUCUGUUUCCAAAAAAUGCCUUUUUGUAGUUGUCAUGGUGCAAUUCGUCUUCAGAUAAUUCAGAUAACCGUAACUUUUAGUGUAAAUGUAAUUUUUCAGCUAUGUAAACUUUAACCUCCACUUUGUAUAAAUUUAAGUGUCAGAAUAUCAAUUUUACACUUUGCAUUGUUUCUCAGCAUACCUGUAGCUUCAGUGAGAUUUGUAACAGCAAAUUAAUGUGUAAAAUUGGAUUAUUACUACAAACUGUAUAGUCAUAUUCUUACUAAACAAAUCUCCUGUAAGGAAGAUUUGGAGUAAGCUACUGACAAACCUAAGCAAACCCAAAGACUCUAACAGUAUUUUGAGAAGUUGCUGCAGAUUUCUAUGGCCACUGUAUUUGUUAAUUAUUUGCAAUUUGAAGGUACAAGUAGGGGUUUAAAUUUUUGUUCUUUAAAAAUUCAUUUAAGUUGUAAACGUCUUUUAAAGCCUUUGAAGUGCCUAUGAUUAUAUGUAACUCGUUGCAGACUGGUGUUAAUGAGUAUAUAACAGUAAAAGAAAAUGUUGGUAUUUUAUAAGCACAGAUGAUUCUAAUGGUAACUUUUGUAGUCUUACAUGGAUAGACAUAAUUGUAAUUUGGGAACAUAAACACUACUGAAUAAAUCAUGUGGCCUAAUACUGAGAAUUCCAUUGUGAUAUACUUUUGUACGCUUUUUAUUUUAUCUCUACUUGCUUAUGUUUUAAUGUCACAGAGAACUAGUGAAUCUUAAAAAUCCAGACCAAAAAAAACAGGCUAUUGAUCAGGCUGAUUCUCGGACCAGAUUUAUUGCUGAGAAAAGUGGGAAUGUUUAAGUCUUGCAUCUAGUGUAUGAGUUAUGAGUCAUGAGUCAUUCAACCUUUGCAUUUUAUUUAAUGGCAGUAUUGACACAGACAUGUUCUUCUUGGAAAUGUUGUUUUCCAUACUGUAAAAUUCAAAGGAGUACCCAGUUUCAUUUACUGUGUAUAUUGGUUUUUGAUUUGUUGUUCUGGUUUGGUUUUUUCCCCAGCCUUUUGGAGGAUUUUGUUUUAUUCUGAACUCCAGCAGAAGAAUUGAGACAAGUGGAAUAUCUUCAUAAGAGAAGAAAGAAAUAUUCCAACUAGAAGAGAAAAGGCUCUGUUGCUUAGACUACAGAUAGGUGUUGGAUAGAGGGGCACGUGGAGAA